AUGAGCACCAUGCGCCUGCUGACACUCGCCCUGCUUUUCUCCUGCUCCUUUGCCCGCGCUGCCUGCGACCCCAAGAUCGUCAACAUCGGAGCUGUGCUGAGCACGAGGAAGCACGAGCAGAUGUUCCGUGAGGCCGUGAACCAGGCCAACAAGCGGCAUGGCUCCUGGAAGAUCCAACUCAAUGCCACCUCCGUCACCCACAAACCCAACGCCAUCCAGAUGGCCCUGUCGGUGUGCGAGGACCUCAUCUCCAGCCAGGUCUACGCCAUCCUAGUUAGCCACCCACCUACCCCCAACGACCACUUCACUCCCACCCCCGUCUCCUACACAGCCGGCUUCUACCGCAUCCCCGUCCUGGGGCUGACCACCCGUAUGUCCAUCUAUUCAGACAAGAGCAUACACCUGAGCUUCCUUCGCACGGUGCCGCCCUACUCCCACCAGUCCAGUGUGUGGUUCGAGAUGAUGCGCGUCUACAGCUGGAACCACAUCAUCCUCCUGGUCAGCGACGACCACGAGGGCAGGGCCGCGCAGAAGCGCCUGGAGACGCUGCUGGAGGAGCGCGAGUCCAAGAGUAAAAAAAGGAACUAUGAAAACCUCGACCAACUGUCCUAUGACAACAAGCGCGGACCCAAGGCUGAGAAGGUGCUGCAGUUCGACCCGGGGACCAAGAAUGUGACGGCCCUGCUGAUGGAGGCGCGGGAGCUGGAGGCCCGGGUCAUCAUCCUCUCCGCCAGCGAGGACGAUGCUGCCACCGUGUACCGCGCAGCCGCGAUGCUGAACAUGACCGGCUCCGGGUACGUGUGGCUGGUGGGGGAGCGCGAGAUCUCAGGCAACGCUCUGCGCUACGCCCCGGACGGCAUCAUCGGACUGCAGCUCAUCAAUGGCAAGAACGAGUCAGCGCACAUCAGCGACGCCGUGGGCGUCGUGGCCCAGGCAGUGCAUGAACUCCUGGAGAAGGAGAACAUCACCGACCCGCCCCGGGGCUGCGUGGGCAAUACCAACAUCUGGAAGACAGGGCCGCUCUUCAAGAGAGUGCUGAUGUCUUCCAAGUAUGCAGACGGGGUGACAGGCCGCGUGGAGUUCAAUGAGGAUGGGGAUCGGAAGUUUGCUAACUACAGCAUCAUGAACCUACAAAACCGGAAGCUGGUGCAAGUGGGCAUCUACAACGGCACCCAUGUCAUCCCUAAUGACAGGAAGAUCAUUUGGCCAGGUGGAGAGACAGAGAAGCCCCGAGGGUACCAGAUGUCCACCAGGCUGAAGAUUGUGACGAUCCAUCAGGAGCCUUUCGUGUACGUCAAGCCCACGCUGAGCGAUGGCACAUGCAAGGAGGAGUUCACCGUCAAUGGGGACCCGGUCAAGAAAGUGAUCUGCACUGGACCCAACGACACGUCGCCAGGCAGCCCUCGCCACACAGUGCCUCAGUGCUGCUACGGCUUCUGCAUCGAUCUGCUCAUCAAGCUGGCGCGCACCAUGAACUUCACCUACGAGGUGCACCUGGUGGCUGAUGGCAAGUUCGGCACUCAAGAGCGGGUGAACAACAGCAAUAAGAAGGAGUGGAAUGGGAUGAUGGGCGAGCUGCUCAGCGGGCAGGCGGACAUGAUCGUGGCGCCGCUGACCAUCAACAACGAGCGUGCACAGUACAUCGAGUUCUCCAAGCCCUUCAAGUACCAGGGCCUGACCAUUCUGGUCAAGAAGGAGAUCCCCCGUAGCACGCUGGACUCGUUCAUGCAGCCCUUCCAGAGCACGCUGUGGCUGCUGGUGGGGUUGUCGGUGCACGUGGUGGCCGUGAUGCUGUACCUGCUGGACCGCUUCAGCCCCUUCGGCCGGUUCAAGGUGAACAGUGAAGAGGAGGAGGAAGACGCGCUGACCCUGUCUUCGGCCAUGUGGUUCUCCUGGGGCGUCCUGCUCAACUCGGGUAUCGGGGAAGGCGCCCCCCGAAGCUUCUCAGCGCGCAUCCUGGGCAUGGUGUGGGCCGGCUUCGCCAUGAUCAUCGUGGCCUCCUAUACCGCCAACCUGGCGGCCUUCCUGGUGCUGGACCGGCCGGAGGAGCGCAUCACGGGCAUCAACGACCCACGGCUGAGGAAUCCCUCCGACAAGUUCAUCUACGCGACGGUGAAGCAGAGCUCGGUGGACAUCUACUUCCGGCGGCAGGUGGAGCUGAGCACCAUGUACCGACACAUGGAGAAGCACAACUACGAGAGCGCCGCCGAGGCCAUCCAGGCCGUGCGGGACAACAAGCUUCACGCCUUCAUCUGGGACUCGGCAGUGCUGGAGUUCGAGGCCUCCCAGAAGUGCGACCUAGUGACCACUGGCGAGCUGUUCUUCCGCUCGGGCUUUGGCAUUGGCAUGCGCAAGGACAGCCCCUGGAAGCAGAAUGUCUCCCUGUCCAUCCUCAAGUCCCAUGAGAAUGGCUUCAUGGAAGAUCUGGACAAGACAUGGGUGCGGUACCAGGAGUGUGACUCUCGCAGCAACGCCCCUGCUACCCUCACCUUUGAGAACAUGGCAGGGGUCUUCAUGCUGGUGGCUGGGGGCAUCGUGGCCGGGAUCUUCCUGAUCUUCAUUGAGAUAGCCUACAAGCGACACAAGGACGCUCGCCGGAAGCAGAUGCAGCUAGCGUUCGCAGCCGUGAACGUGUGGAGAAAGAACCUGCAGGAUAGAAAGAGUGGUAGAGCAGAGCCCGACCCUAAAAAGAAAGCCACAUUUAGGGCUAUCACCUCCACCUUGGCUUCCAGCUUCAAGAGACGUAGGUCCUCCAAAGACACGCAGUACCAUCCCACUGAUAUCACGGGCACGCUCAACCUCUCAGAUCCCUCGGUCAGCACCGUGGUGUGA
Molecule: messenger RNA, 2832 nt
Organism: Callorhinus ursinus (northern fur seal)
Lineage: Eukaryota; Metazoa; Chordata; Mammalia; Carnivora; Otariidae
Gene: GRIN1
Product: glutamate ionotropic receptor NMDA type subunit 1
Biological process (GO): monoatomic ion transport
Cellular component (GO): membrane
Molecular function (GO): ligand-gated monoatomic ion channel activity; signaling receptor activity
Source: RefSeq, a predicted model, not a curated record